AUGUCAACAACAUCGCCUACACCGUCGUUAUCGUCGUCGUCGUCGUCGUCGUCAUCAUCGUCAUCAUCAACACCAUCGUCAUCUCCCAGCUCCAGCAACACGGCAACAGCCUCCCUUAUUCCUUCUCCCAAUCGAUCAGCAGGAGCAACAGCAGCAACAGCACCAGCACCAGUAUCAUCAUCAGCCAGCGGAUCGAUCGGUUCGCCAUCGGUUCCGGCUCUUGCGGCGGCACUUUUGCUUACGUCAACAACAUCCUCGGCGUCAUCGGCAUCAUCACCCUCACCGACCUUGGUACAAUCGUCAACGGUGGCCACGGGUUCGUCGUCACUGUUGAUCAAUCAUCUCACGAGCAGCAACAUCACCAACAACGGCAAACAGUUUCCGCCGUCCUCGUCGUCCUUCCCGAAACCGUCACCGAUCCUGGCGGAGCCGGACGGUGCCGAGGAGUGCGGAAAACGGCCGGAACCGUCGCUAGUCGUCGUGACGGCAGCAACUGCAACAUCCCAACAACUGCGACGUGCGAAACCCACUGGUGGUGGUGGCGUUGGCACCAAAAUGGCCCCGGCGGCUUCCUCACCGAUCGUGAACGUUGUGGUGAAUGAUAUCGCGACAGGACUCGCGAAUGCGGUGGCCGCUGCUGUCGCGGAUGCUGUCACUGUGGCCACGAUCGGGCGGAAUCUGAACAUGGCCGGCUCGGGUGGUAACAACCGUCACCAGCAUCUGCUCCGUAGCAGCACCAGCAGCAACAUUGGAGGUGCCAAUUCCUACUCUCAGCUGCGUCAACAGCUGGAAAUGGGUUCGUCCGCUGCUGCGGUACUGGUUGCUGCCGGAGGAUGUCCUACCAAAUCCGCCGUAUCAUCGCAACAACACAGCCAUCUGAAGCAGUUUCUCAGCGCAUCCCCGUCGGUCGGAACCGGGGUGGUUGGUACGGGUGCCGGUAACCCGCACCACCAUGCUGGCGGAGGAACAGUGCAGCAACAGCAGCAGCAGCAACACCAUCAUCAUCAUCAUCACCACCACCAUCACGUACAUUCGCAGCUGAAGCGCCAGAUCGUGGCCGGUUCGACGGGUUCCGGCGGUGUUCCUGUGGCAGGAAACAACGGAAAUCACGGGACGACGACGAUCAGCGAGCAUGCCGGCGGGGCCAAUCGAAAUGGCCGCAAUGGUGGCCGUCCUGCGAACACGAUCGAUGCCAACUCGACUAACCAUCACCACCGUUGGUAG
This is a messenger RNA of Anopheles nili, 1224 nucleotides long. RefSeq lists its product as uncharacterized. The transcript is spliced from 2 exons. Bases 1 to 1224 code for a protein of 407 amino acids. Lineage: Eukaryota; Metazoa; Arthropoda; Insecta; Diptera; Culicidae. The record is from RefSeq and is a predicted model, not a curated record.